Molecule: messenger RNA, 3005 nt
Organism: Anarrhichthys ocellatus (wolf-eel)
Lineage: Eukaryota; Metazoa; Chordata; Actinopteri; Perciformes; Anarhichadidae
Product: putative monooxygenase p33MONOX
Exons: 5
Coding region: 194-973 (259 amino acids)
Cellular component (GO): cytoplasm
Source: RefSeq, a predicted model, not a curated record
UGAGCGUAGAUGAUGAGGAAGACGCUGAGCGUAGAUGAUGAGGAAGACGCUGAGCGUAGAUGAUGAGGAAGACGCUGAGCGUAGAUGAUGAGGAAGACGCUGAGCGUAGAUGAUGACGAGGAAGACGCUGAGCGUAGAUGAUGACGAGGAAGACGCUGAGCGUAGAUGAUGACGAGGAAGACGCUGAGCGUAGAUGACGAGGAAGACGCUGAGCGUAGGUGAGGAGGAUGAUGUUUUAUUUUUAUCUCACCAGGAGGAUGAGAGCGGUGCGGUGAGUCAGUCUAUGGUGGCAGACAGCGCCCCCUCCAGGGCGCCAGCUGUGGUGAAAGCCAAGGCCUCCUCCGUCAUCAUGAACUCUCUCAUCACCAAGCAGACUCAGGACAGCGUCUACAGGUUUGAGCAGAGGGCGGGGCUUACCGACACCAGCUACACCCCCCACAAAGGUCUCACCGCCGAGGAGACCAGGGUCCACCACCGCAUGCCAGAGUCCCUCCAGAAACUGCAGAUUCAGAGUUUGGAGGCCAGAGAAGAUCGACAGAGCUCCUCAACUCAGUCCACUCCAUCCAGCACUCCUCACAGCUCCCCAAAGCAGCACCGCAGGGGCUGGUUCGGCAGCACCAGCUCAGAGGUGAGCUCCACUAACAGCAGUGUGGACCUCGGUGGCUCUGAGUCGGCGGUGGAGCGGUGGAGCGUGUUCGGACCGCGACCUCUCGUCCACAAGUCGACCUCUGACCUGGGAUCAGACCCCACGGCCUCAGCAGGCUUUGCGCUGCAGGCGUACCGCGGCGCCCAUAAGCCGACGCCCAUGGAGGUGAUGAAGUCGUCGGCCACGCGGCUCGCCGACAGCACCGCCGCUCAGCAGGUGAACCCUCCCAAGAUGGAGAUCCCCACCGUGGAGGCUCGCCGGCAGGGAGCGCGACCUCACAAGCUGAAGCCCAGAGACAUGAACGUCCUCACGCCCUCCGGCUUCUGAGACAUCGCACGUCUCAUCAAAGGUCCCAUGAAAUGUAAUCAUGUCGUCAACUCUGCUUUAUUACAACUUGGGUAUCAUUUUCGUAGUUUUGUACGUCCUUCCUGUUGGCGAAUAAUAACAUUGUGCUCCACGAGGUAAUCGCUCGCCGUGUUUCCAUCGACGCGUUUUGAACAUCGCGUUAGAAAAGAAACGUCUUUAACGUUCGCUCGAGGUGCUUUUUGAAACGUUUUUCACAAAUAAAUUGUGACGUCUCGAACGUUUAACUCACAAUUACAACAAUUUGAAACAAAUUCCUGAAGACUUUCUCUGAUUGGUCGGCCAAGACGACUCAAAGCUCUACUUCUUCUUCUACUCUGUUUUCUGGCGGAUUACAGAUUAGUCGUCAACUAUUAAAUCAAUCUGCAACUCUUUUGAUCAUCAAUUCAUUGGUUUGAGUAUAUUUUUUUAAAGAGGGUUAAAUGUGGAUGUUUUCUGGUUACUGAAUACCUUUUGAGUUGUGACAUUUGAAGACGUCAUCGUGGGCUUUGUUUCCUUUUAUUCACCAAAUAAUCUUGAAUUUCAGCUCUGUGGCCGAGUGUAUUCGCUCCAGACCAGUUGAUAGAAAUGCGGUUUUGUUUCUCGUGACAUUUCAAACGUUUUCUUGACUGAAAUGGAAACUUGGCGACUGUUAUCUGGGAUGUUGGCGACGUUACCUAAAGGAAAUCUGACAAAACAAGUUGUAAAUAAACGUAUUUAGCAGGAAAAAACUCAACAAAGUCCUCGUCCAUUCUGCAUGUUGCGCUGUCGUUACAACAUGCUACGUUUUUAACAACUUCCCAUCUCCAUCUUUGAGGCGUUUACUGUGUUACUUGGCUGCAAAAAGAAGAAUCCUACUUUCCCUUGACCCUCGGUCUUGUUACUGUUACAGCUGCAGCAUGCUGGCAGUGGCUGAUCCUCGUAUGUAGUGAAGAUGACGGUGGUCCUUGUUUAAAAUGAUCCUCUGUUUUAAAAAAAAAAAAAAAAAAGCACUUUAUUCCUCCUAAACAUGCUCGAUUAGCCUCUCGUGUUACACAUUCCUCCAGGAUGCAAGUCAAUGUGAGAAAAGCUACUGUGUUGAUAGUCUGUCUUCUUAAAGGGACAUUUCAAUAAGCAGGGCGGAAUAAAACACAUUCCUUAAGUGUAGUUUAACAAAUCAAACCAAGAGAACAAAGAAAAGAUUGUCUCAGGAAAUCCUGCUCACUGAAACGUUCCACUUAUUGUUUUGUGUUACAGAUGUUUGAAUUUAUAGGUUUUUGUUUUUUUUAUAUUCCGCUGUAGCAACAGAUUAAUUUGUUUUGUGAUUGCUGGUUUCAAUCGAAGGAGGCAAGAACUCAAAAGAAGAAGAAGGUUUAAAGACUGUUUUCAGUGUGCGAGCGCCGUCAACGUGUGACCUCUGUUUUCUACCGGUCUGACGGUCAAUGAUGAAGGGCUCCACAUGAGUUUGGGUGCAAAUCGACUGAAGAGAUAAAACUGUGCUGCAUCCUGCAGAAGCCUUGUGUCACAAAGUGAAAGAGUAUUUUUUUUCUCUGUGCAAAGGAAACGUUGAGAAAACUGACAUUUCUGCAGCGCUAGCUGAAUGCUAACGAGGGUUCUGCGAGAUGAAAUGAAUCUUCGUAGCGCUCAAUGAUUUCCACCCGUCAAAGUAAAUGAAGCACCCGGCUGAUUGUUGUUUCACUCUGAUUUGAUUAUUUGCUCAAUAUGACUGAGCAGUUUGAAGUAAACCUCUGCUGACAGAUGUUGUGUUGAACAUUCCUGAACCCUCAGCAGCUGUAAAUAUUAAAAUAUGACUGUUUCCUCUCUGUUAAAGUUUAUGUUCGCUGUGUUUAAAGUGUGACACUCCCCUUUAAAUCUCUCCCUGACUGAAGAAUCACAUCUGAAUCUGUACGGUUGUGACGUUUUCUGUUCGUCUGGUUAAUAUUUUUCCAGUUGAUGGCAAAGAGACCUUGUCCUUGGUUUAUACAGUCUCUGUACACUUUGAAAUUUCACAAUAAAUGUUACGUUGUCAUCAGAAAAA